CAACGGAUGCCUACAAGAAUCGGAUAAAAACACUUCGAUGGCUUUCAGAGCCAAACCGUUGGAUUUUGAAGUGUAAUAAACAAUGGCACUGGCCAUGUCACUGGGUGAUGAGCCUCCUGUGUACCGGAUCGACCUAGCUCUCCCUCCUGCGGAACGCUACGUCCAUGUGGCCCGUGAAUAUCGCAGCCAGCUACUGUCCCUGACGGGGCUUUUUGAUGAGCUCGUUCAAGACAUCCUGCCUGAUGGAUACGAUGGCGUUGUGAGAUGGAUCAAGCGCGCGGCGCGUCUGUUUCUCAGACGUCUGUAUAGCCGCGAGGAGACCGAGGAAAUUCGGGGCAUCAGCCGUGAGACGGGGAUUGAGAUGUACCUGCUGGUAGCGCUGAACGUCCUGCUCGAUCUCAUGAUGGGGUGCACGAGCGGCGUGGCUCGAGCGAGAAGCAAAAGAAACAGCAGCACCGAGACUCGUCUGCUCCAUUUCCGGACGCUGGACUGGGGCAUGGACGCCCUACGCAAGGUACUGGUACGUUUCGAAUUCGUCCGGGGGCCGGACUACACGACCGUCCUGGCGACGAAUAUCACCUAUGUGGGAUUUGUGGGUGUCUUGACGGGCGUGCGGAAAGGGCUCAGCCUAUCGUUGAAUUUCCGGCCGAAUCAUGACGCGAGCAGUAGGUUUCGCAACUGCAGAUACUAUGUCAGCCAUCUUAUCGUCCUUCUGGGCUUGCGCCAGUCUAUCUCAUCCAUCUUGCGACAGUAUAUCAUUCCUCUUCAUCCCCCGUCGCACAAGAGCUUCUCACACCUGCUCCCGCUAAGCAAGAUCUGGCCCGCGCUAUCACGUACCCCGUCCACGGCUGCGUACUUGAUUCUCUGCGAUGGUGACGCGGGAGUGGUGCUUGAAAAGGACCACCGUACAGCGAACGUCGCAUACGCCUCGUCCUUUAUCGUCGCAACCAAUAACGAUCACAUCACCCCUGCUGCGUCUUCUCCCCUGGAAGAAGAGGAUGGUCCGGAUCAUGGCGCAGCUUCGGGGAUGGGAGCGGUUGUCUCGAUGACCGACUUGAUAGAAGACAGCAAAAUGAGGAAGAAAUGCAUGCAAGCCAACUGGGAUAGGAAAGUCAAGCAAGCCAGGCAAAAACAACUGGCAGCCUCAACAGCCCGUCGAGAUCCUCUCAGACGCACGCGUGGGUCUCGAAAACAGGCUGGAGAUUUGUCUCCUACUGCGACUCCGUCAACGACGCCAUUUGCCUCCGACUUGCAUACCGAUAUCGAAGUGACUGCCACGCUAGAAGAAAUCGUCAAUUGGACGACGACUUAUCCCACAACAAACGAAAUGACCCAUUUGGCGGUAGUGAUGGAUGCGAGCGAGGGAAAGGUGUCUUGGAUCAGACGAUACCCAGAACCUCUGUAUCUUGAUUCAACCGCAUAUAUUUAGGCUUGGAUCUUCUAAAUUAUGAACAUGGUCAAUUCGUUUGAAUCGAAUCCAUAAAAUAACAGCAUCAUCAUUCGCAUAGCAUGGAUGGUUCAUGAUAUAA
Molecule: messenger RNA, 1529 nt
Organism: Penicilliopsis zonata CBS 506.65
Lineage: Eukaryota; Fungi; Ascomycota; Eurotiomycetes; Eurotiales; Aspergillaceae
Exons: 2
Coding region: 83-1429 (448 amino acids)
Molecular function (GO): hydrolase activity, acting on carbon-nitrogen (but not peptide) bonds
Source: RefSeq, a predicted model, not a curated record